Molecule: messenger RNA, 12867 nt
Organism: Tachysurus vachellii
Lineage: Eukaryota; Metazoa; Chordata; Actinopteri; Siluriformes; Bagridae
Gene: lyst
Product: lysosomal trafficking regulator
Exons: 54
Coding region: 326-11608 (3760 amino acids)
Biological process (GO): intracellular protein localization
Cellular component (GO): cytosol; membrane
Molecular function (GO): protein kinase binding
Source: RefSeq, a predicted model, not a curated record
ACCCUGGCAUUGACGUCAUGACAAUGACUGGGGAGAAGAGAAAGCUUCUAUUGUGGUCCACGGAGGCAAAUAUUGUGAUUGAUAGGAGGUUCUCCAGUUUUCCACCAGUAUUGACUAACUGUAUCGAAUAUGAAUCACUUAUUGUUUUUCUAUAAUAGAGCGGUUAUACCGAGUUCCUUUACUGUUCUGUGAAAGGAGUUAAACCAUCAUGGAGUUUUCAUGAAGGCCAACAUAGACGGUGGAUUUAAUAGGCCGAUAGCGAAACGAGUCAAGAUUUUUGAAGGCUUGAACCUUAAAAUCUACAUCAGUAAUAAUAGUUAUAUUUAUGUUCAAGCUGGAACUUAAAAUGGCCAGCCAACAAACAUCCAGUCUCACUCUCGCAUGGGAGAAAUACAUGGACUCUCGUGCACAUGGAGCAGAUCUACGUGUCAGUCUGCAGUCUUUGGAGAAAUUUUUGAUUUUGUUCCACUCUAUGCACCACCUCAGGGAGUCUGGGAUGAAGGAUGCACUGAAAUUCUGCUCAGACAUGAGUGGCGCCAGUAACACACUGGCUAGGGAAUUUCUGACUGAUGUUCACCAGCUGUGUAGUGUGGUGGCUCAGCUUUCAGAGACAAACAGGAAGCAGGAAGAAGAGGAGAGUCACAUGGUGGCUCUUGGAGAGUACCUGGUCCAAGGCCGUGGCUUCCUGUUGCUAAGCACUCUGGACGCUGUCCUAGAUCAGGAACUGACGUGUCGGGAAGAGCUGCUUACACUUUUGUUAUCAUUGCUACCACUAGUGUGGAAGAUUCCUAUUCAGGAAGGAAAGCUCCCUGAUUUCACCCUGCCUUCACUUAUGGAAGGGCACCCUGUUCGAGAAGAAAAAGCUGCAACUCUGAAUGUGGGAAAGCAUAAAACUUUUUGUGAUGCACAGAACAUUGGAAAGCACCACUCUCACAGUUGGAAGUCCCGACAUAUACGAAGGACUGCUCAGAGAUAUUCAGUGAGUGAUGUGCACAAAUCCCAGAUCUCCACAUCUGAUUCUGAAUCUAAUUCAGAUGAAAAAUCAGCAAAUACAUGUCCCAAACAUCACAGGUCUUCUGGUUCGUCCAGUCAUUCUAGACUCCAGCAUCAUCAGUUAGUAGUGCUUCUGCAGCAGUCACUGCAGUAUCCUUAUGUGGAUGGCAUGAGCAGUUUUAGUGGAUCCAGGCCUUAUAUAAGGCAUUUUGAAUCACUGCUGCCUGAUACUAAAAUACUAACUGAUUCUACACCCUUUUCUAUUUUGAGUGCUGUUGCAAAUACACCGUUUGACCUAUGUCACGUUUUAUUGUCCUUACUGGAGAAAAUCUGCAAACUUGACAUGACUAUCAAUCACAACCAAUGCUUAACUGUUAGUGUUGUUCCAAAACUCACUGAAAUUCUAACAGAGUUUUAUGACUGUGGGCCAGAAGGGGGAAGUGGUCAAGAAGGGGUUGAUGAAGUAGCUGCAGGCUGGGCUGAGGAGCCAGUUGCCCUUGUUCAGAGAAUGUUAUUGCGCACCACCCUGCAUUUAAUGUCUAUAAAUUUAGGUCAGAAUGAGGUACUACCUAAUAGUCUGCGGCAAAGCUUAAGAGAUCUGCUCAUAGCCAUCUUGAAGAUUCGCACCUGCCUUGAUAAGCAAGCCUUCAAGGCACGAGGGAAUCUAUUUGCUCCUCGAACCAAAACAAAUCUACAAGAGAUACAAGAAGACAUUUCUUUUUCUAGUUAUCAUCACCAAGCUCUGCUGCUGUCAGAACUCAUUGAGGGUGUCCUUCAGUUUUUGCUUGGCUGCUUAGAAGCCUCUGCCCCAAAUCCUUUCUUUUUCAGCCAGGCCCUAGAAUUAAUUCAUGAGUUUGUGCAGCACCAUGGCCUUGAAAUGUUUGAGGAAACUUGCCUUCAUCUCGAAGCCCUUGGUAAUACUUGUGAUUCUUCAGUGAGUGCUGAGGUUUUGGAACGAUUGCAUGGCAUUAUUUCUGGUGUCCUUAAGAUAAUCAGUGUAGUGAAAAGGGCCAAAUCAGAACAAAUUCACCAGUCAUCAUGUGAGCGACGUUGUCACAAACGCUGUGAGUAUUCUCAAUUGCUGCACCAUCACUGUGACAUCUCAGGGCUGCCUGUAAUUGCCUUCAAGCAGGCAAAUGAGGGUAAUGACUUACAAGUGUACUACCCUGAACGUUGUUGCAUUCUGGCUGUCUGUGCUCACCAAUGUCUGCGACUACUCCAACGUCUCUCUCCCUCUGGUCCUGCCAUGCUGCAGAUUCUGACGGGUGUGCAAGCUGUUGGUAUUUGUUGCUGUAUGGAACCACUUUCUGUGGUGGCUCCACUGCUUCAAGUAUUUCAAGCCCCAAGUCUGUGCAGCUAUCAGUCCUUUAUUCUCAAUGUACUUAGUAGGUUUGUACUGGAACAGCUAGGAGGAGAACAAUCUUCAGUUAAAGCCGCAAUAACUUCUUGCACUAUCUGUAUGGACAACUGCCAGAAACUUGAUAUUGAAAAGACUUUGUACAAAAAGGAGAUAGCCUCAUCCUCUUCUCCCUGUUCUUCCCUUCAAUCACAAGUUGUUCUUCCUAGUAGAGGGUCUGAAGAUAUGUACUGGAAAUGGGAUGCUUUAAAAGCUUACCAGGAUGUAGUCUUCGGUAAAGAUUGGCAGUGGAGUAAACAGAUUUCCAGUCAUGUAUGCCAACUGAUCUUAAGGGGAAAUGCAGUAAUACAAUGGAAAUUGUACACUUAUGUUUUUUAUCCUAUGCUUCAGAGAGGUGUGGAGUUAGCCCACCAUGCUCAAAAACUAGGUGUGUCCAAGACAUGCAGUCAAGUUUGUAGUUAUCACACUCACUGCCUCCCUGUGGAAGUGCUGCUUAUGUAUCUUCAAGUGCUGCCCUGCUUACUCAAGUCAAGCACAGUGGUGCGUGACUUAUUCAUAAGCAGUACUGGGCUGAAUCAGAUGACUGAAUUGAUCUAUCUGGACUCCACUAGGCCUUGGGCACUUAAGGUGUUUGAGACAUUGAUUUUAAAUGGCUUUGACCAUCAGACAGAUCUUGCCCUGCAUGGACUGUGUAGUGCAGAAGACGAAGAGUCUCAAGUGAAAGGUGUUGGUCCACAGAGUUUUAGUAAAUUCUAUGAGGAUUUGAAAGAGGCAUGUCUGAAUAGCAAAUGCAGUAUUAGUGCUGGAAUCAAAUGGAACCAUGGAGGUGCAUAUUUGAACAUUAUUAAUCUUUUUUUGUGUAUGGCCUUCUUAUGUAUAAGCAAAGAAGCUGACUGUGAUAGGGACUCUUCAAAUGACAUUGAAGGUGCCUCAGACAAUGUCAAUACAGCCAGCGAAACCCUGGGUGGGGGGUUAUCUUUCCUCUUACCAGAUAGAGUGGCAUUGUCAUCAAAGGAGCACUUAAGGCGAGCAGCAGAUGUAUGGUCUGUAUGCCAUCGGGUGUAUUUGGUGAGCCCAGUGUUCCAGAAACAGCUCUUCAGGUUAGGUGGCUUGAAAGUCUGCUAUCAUCUCAUGACUAUGGCCCUUCAGAUACUUACCUUGAAAAUCAAAGAAGACAAGUCUAAGAAAAAGAGUGACAGCAAGGGCAAAAUAAGCCCACACUUGGUGGAUGGAACACAUGAAACACAACAGCUAGAUCGUAAUCAUUCAGUGAAUCCUGGUCAUAUGGAGGCAACAGUUCCAGCACAGAAGCUGGAAGAAGAGUGGCUUCUACAGGGUUUACAUUUACUGGAAGCGCUUUUAUCCAUCUGUCUUCACAACUCCAAGUCUGUGCUCCAGAAACCUGAAUAUAACAUCUCGUUCCAGUCUGUAGAGGAUAUCCUGUGUGAGGUGAAGGAUCAGCUGUCAAUCUCUGAUGUGGUAAACUCUGACUUGGCUGUUCCCCUGUUUGACAGCCUGUUGCGUGUUGCACUGGCUCAGGUGUCUGCUCCAGUCUUUGAUAUUGAGGAGAAACCUGAAAGGCAUCAAGCCGGUUGUGAGGUCCCAGCUCCAGCUGGAGAUUUGUCUGACGAAGCAGAUGAAGUUCAGGUGUGUGAAGUUCAAGCGUUGGGAGAGGAGAAAGGCUACGAGGCUGAUAGUGAAAGCAACCCUGAGGAUUCUGUGUUGCUAGAGGAAGGUGUGAAGAUGGAAGUGUUGGACCCAUUAGAUAAAUAUUUGUUUGAAUCUGCUGCCAUGGCACAUGGCUCUGGACAAGCCUUUUUGCUUUUUCCACAAAUAUGCCUUAUGGAGCUGCAGCUGCUGGCCAGUAGUUCUCCAGAUCCAGAUGUGCUAAGUCACAUAUUGCAAAGUAUUCUGGCAACUGUGAAGAUGCAUCAUUCCAAUGCUGAAAUUAUUUACCAACAGGGUGGAGUAAAAACUAUUCUGACAGGCUUUGCAAACAUUCUCACUCAGUCAGAUUCCUGCUAUAAAGAUUGCCAUACCCUACUGGUGGAGCUGCUGGUUUCAAUGGUGAAAGACAGGAUAACAGCAGAAGAAGUGUCUUUGUUAAUACAUCUCUUCCUGGAGAAGACUCCACCUACUGAGAUUCUGCUGAAUGGCAUUCUAAAGAUGGUGGAGGCUAACACAGAAAUGGAGCCACUACAUUACUUGUCUUUUCCCAUGUCCCUUUACACCAGUGACCACAACACUGGCACAAAUUCCGCAGUUGGACCAGUGGGUACUGUCUGGGGGGUCAAACUGGGUGCAUGUGAGGAUGAGAGUCAUCUCACUCAUUUUGAGGCUUCUCCUUGGCACAUUGCUCCUCUCCAUUUGCCUCUACUUGGACAGAACUGCUGGCCACAUAUGGCCAGUGGCUUUAGUGCCUCGCUUUGGGUAAGAUUUGUGAAGAACAACGGUGAGAAGCCUACAGACAGAGCUCAGGUUAUGCCGGGAGUUGGAGAAAAUAACCUCCUCCAUGUUCUUUCUGUUGGCUCCAAAGCCCUAAUGCUGCAAGUGUGGGCUGAUGUUUCUACUGGAGCCUGCUUAUUCAGGAUCUGUAUUGAUCCUAAUGAUGAAAUGAAGGCUGGUCUCCUGGCCCAGGCAGAAUCUUUGCAUGGUGUGUUGAGUGCAGGCCAUUGGCAGCACCUUGCGCUUACUUACACAGAGCAGCCUGAGGGCAAAAAGAACAUCCAUGGUUGCUUGGCACUUUGGGUUUGUGGCAUCAAAAAAUGUGAGGUCUACCUGGACUACACCCUUCCCAGGAAAUCCAGUCUAUCAUCUGAUAGUAACAAGACCUUCUGCAUGCUGGGCCAUUACCUCAACAACACAAAAGAGUUGCCACAACCCUUCACAUCCCAUUUGGAUAUGGGCAGUGUGCUUCUUUUUAAUGGUGCCAGAAUAAACACUGGUGAGGCAUUUUAUCUAUAUACAAAUGGCCCUGACCUUACCUCCAUUAUGCCAUGCAAGUAUGGAAAGCCUAGUGGGACAUUCUCCAAUUAUAUUACUCAGGAAGUGCUUCAGUGUGAGCCACUUCGGGAGCUGCUGAUGGGAAAUUCUGAAAUAGACACUUCAUUUAUCAUUGAGAGCCUAGCUGUUGUCUACUCUCCCAGCAGUCCCUCCAUCUACACUAUCUAUGAGCCAGUGAUUCGACUAAAAGGUCAGGUUAAGGCUCCUGUAGCAUUCCAGAGGCCCUUCAGUCUUAAAGAAUUGCAGAGCUCUGUGCUCGAUCCUCAGUCGCUCAGGGAUUUGCAGGCUUUGCAGCCCCUUGGACUCCACAGCUGUCUCCAUAAGAUCGGUGGCACUGGUGCUUUCAUCUAUCUCUUUGCUCGGGUAGUGGAGCUAAAUGAUUGCGAGAAGACACAGGCAUUGGCACUGCAGGUUUUGCUGUCACUGGUUAAGCACAAUCAGCAUCGCAUACAUGAGAUGGAGUGUUGCCAUGGCUACUCCAUGAUCCACCAAGUCCUCAUGAAUACCAAAUGCAUUGUGGGAUAUCAUAUUCUUAAGACUCUGUUGGAGGGUUGCUGCAGUGGCUCUAUCCUGUUAGUAAAGGAGGAUGGUCAGUGGCAUAUGGACACAGACUCUACUGCUGUGGUGCAAGACCUGAGGCUGCUCUCAGAAAUACUACUGGAUUGGAAGAUAUGGGCCAAAGCUCAGAGUGGAGUAUGGGAGACUCUUUUGGGUGCUUUAGAAAUUCUUAUCAGAGAGCACCAUCCUCAGCAGGCAUUCAAUAUUCAGCAGCUGCUCAAAGCCCAAGUGGUACAGCGCUUCCUGCUCAGCUGCCAAGUGCUCCAGGAGAAUCAGGAUGAGCACUUUACCUCUGUUCCACAGGGAGUGUGCCUGUCCUUCAUUAAAAUCAUUCAGGAAGUACUCGGUUCGCCCCCUGAUCUGGACCUGCUGUGUUUGCUCUACAACUUUCUUCUGGCUGUUCACCCACCUACAAACACAUAUGUGUGCCACACACCAUCCAGCUUUUACUUCUUUCUACAUAUUGAUGGUAAACUGUACCAGGAGAAGGUCCAGUCCAUGUUGUGUCUGCGUCAGCACAGUAGUGAAGGGAAGUCCACCUGUAGUUCUGUGUUCUCACUCUCACCAGCUCCAUUUAAUGAGAUAAAAGCUGAUGAUCCUGACGGUGACAUUUUGUUUCACACACCAAACAUCUUUACUCCUUCUCCCUAUUCUUCUUCGGACCACACCGGCUGUAUGGGGCAGGAUGUUUCUAGCAAAGCUUUCCCUAGGCCUUGUGAAUUAGACAAGGCUCCCUCCCUGAAUGUGCAGCAUGUAUUUGACAGCACAGUAAUACUGAAAGGUGGAGAGGGGCAGGUCCUAAACAGCCAUGAGUCAGCCAAGACAAUCUGUGAAUCUCUGGAUGUAGUUGAUGAUGUACAUCAUACUGUCUCCAUUAGCAUGGGAGGAGAAAAGGAAGCUCAAACAGAGGAAGGCAGUGUCAGCACUGACUUGGUUGGAGAAGAGGCUCUGCAAAGGCCUGACAGUCUAAAAGGCAUCCAGUCUUUUCAAAGGAGCCACAGUGACCUUGCAAGCCUGGGUCUGGCCUUUCCCGGACAAAACGUUUCUAUGGUUGUUGGUCGAUGGCCCAGCAUAACUGAUCGCACCACCCCAAAUGAUGAUGUGGAGAGUUACACCUACUCUCCUGGCUAUGACCAAACACACAACAAGACCAGUGACAGGUCUGGUACAGAGGACUUUGUGGUUUUAAUCUGCUGUGGACUUUAUGAUCUGCUGAGAGGUGUACUGCUACUGCUGCCAGACCUCAUGCUGGAGCAGGUGAUGGAUAAAAUGAUCCAGCCUGAAGCCCUUGUUGUCUUGGUUAACCAUCCAUCCCCUCUCAUUCAACAAGGGGUCCUAAAGCUGCUGGAUGCAUAUUUUAGUCGAGCUCAAAAGGAAGAGAAAGAGAAAUUCAUAAGGAACCAUGGCUUUUCUCUGCUGGCCAACCAGUUGUAUCUGCACCAGGGCACUCAGGGUGUGUUAGAGUGUUUGCUGGGGAUGUUGUUUGGCCGAACUGUAAGCUUAGAGGAGGAUCUUGACCUGGAAGACAUGGAAGGUGUUUCUCCAUUCAGAAAGCGAUCUGUGGUGCCCAUAUUGGGGCUUUUGGAAAACUCUUUGUAUGAAAACUCACUGGUCCACAAUGCCUUACGUGUUCUCCUGCAGCUGCUGAAUGCUUGCCCAAAACUGGCUGAUAUACUGCUGGACCAUGGCCUCCUCUAUGUACUCAUCAACACCUUGUCCACACUCAAUGGCCUAGAGAAUGGGAUUCCUCAAAAUGACUAUAGACUUCUUGUAUGUGACAUACAGCAGCUGCUAGUGGCAGUGACCAUCCAUGCUUGCAGCUCAUCUGGCUCCCAAUACUUUCGCAUUAUUGAGGAUCUUAUCACCUUGCUGGGUUUUAUGCAGGGCAGCAAAGUAUAUCGCACCCAAGAAAUGGCUAGGGCUUUGCAGUUCCAUAUACUCCUAUCAGCCAUUAACUUCAUUAAGACAACGGCCAAUCAGGACUCUCGGAAGUUGAGUGCCUCUGUCCACACUUCUGCCCCUCUGCAGCUCACUGUUCAUCAGAAGUGCAAGAGCAUUACAGGCCAGCAGAAAUUCUCCUUAGUACAAUCAGAUUCACUGCUGAUGCGGAUGCGCUCUGUGGCUAAUGAUGAGCUUACCCAAAUGAUGCAACGGCGAAUGAGUCAGGAAAACCCAAUCAGAGCAAGUGAGAGCGAGUUUAUUCAGAGACUGCAGAGACUUGUAGUGCUGGCUGUCAACAGAAUAAUAUACUAUGACAACAGAAAGGAUUUCCUUGACCUAAACUUUCCAGAAUCUCCCGAUCACACAGUGAGCACAUCCUUAAAUGCUGAGCAAAUAUCAGAGGAAAAUAACCUCACACAUCCUGUUCCUUUCCCACUUGUUGAUAUGAGAUGUUUCCAGAAAGAUCUUCUCAAGCUCAUGAUGGAGGGCCUAAAAAUCGGGCUUGGCGUUACCGGACAAAGUGGAGCUCCAAGACAGCAAUGGUGUCGCAUUCUCUGGUCCUGCAGGGACACUUUCCGGAUACAAAUUGGUCGGCUGCUGGUGCACACACUUAGUCCUGCUCUUCCUCUCGAGGACAGGAAGAAAGCACUAGAGUUUGUGCAUGAGAAAUAUCAUUCUGACAUCCUCAGAGAAAGCCUCAGUCCUGGACUUGAGCAUGGACCCAAGCUGGCUCUCUACCUGUAUGAGAUGCUUCAUGACCACAAAGAUAGCAUCAGUAAGGAAGAACAGGCAGCUGCAAAUACCUUCAUGACAGCGCUAAAGCUGUGUGGCCAUCGCUGCAUCCCUCCAACUGCACCACCCAAACCAGACCUAGACAAGGCAAUCAGAGAGGAGCAACUCAAAUAUGAAUCAGAGACAAAAACAAGCAAAGGUGCAUGGGAGAAAAAACUGGCCAGUGCCCAAAAGAUUCUAAUGCAAAGACUGGAUGGCAAAUCAAAGGACAUUUCCAAAAUUGCAACAGACAUCACUCAGAACAUGUCUCUUAGACAAGGCAUAGAAAGGAAGAAGGUCAUUCAGCACAUCCGAAGCCUUUACAAGACUGACCUGAGUGGCAGUCGCCAUUGGCAAGAGCUGGUGCUGCAACUCACCCAUGAUCGGGCGGUGUGGUAUGAUCAGUUCUCUUAUCCAACAUCGUGGCAGCUGGAUCCGACCGAGGGCCCCAACAGGGAGCGCAGACGCCUGCAGCGAUGUUAUCUCACCAUCCCUAAUAAAUAUCUUCUCAAGGACCGCUGUAAACCAGAGGACCCUAUCAAGGCCCCACUUUCUUACCUCUUUGAAGAAAGGUCCCGCUCAUCUUAUUUUUCCACAGUGAAGGAUAAAGCCACUAGUGAGCCAAUCAGAUUCACAAGGAAGUGCAUGAAUGUAGCACCCUCCAGAGAAACUGCAGGAGAAUUGUUGCUGGGGAAAUCAGGGAUGUACUUUGUGGAAGACAAUGCAUUUGAGGCCAGUUAUAGCCAGCAGAUUCCUCUGGGAGAGAUGGAGUCUGCAUCUUUCUGCUGGACUUAUGAGGAGAUAAAGGAAGUACACAAACGCUGGUGGCAACUUAGAGACAAUGCUGUAGAGAUCUUCCUCUCUAAUGGCCGAACUCUGCUUCUGGCAUUUGAUAAUACAAAGGUUCGUGAUUAUCUCUACCACAGCAUCCUCACUUCUGAGCUGCCCAACCUGCUAGAAUAUGAUAAUAUAAAUGCCCUCACACACUUGUGGGGCACCAGCCAGAUCACCAAUUUUGAGUAUCUCACCCAUCUCAAUAAGCAUGCAGGGCGCUCUUUUAAUGACUUAAUGCAGUAUCCUGUCUUCCCCUUCAUCCUGAGUGACUACACUAGUGAGGUGUUGGACCUGCUGGACCCAACCAUUUACAGAAACCUGAGCAAACCUAUUGCAGUGCAGUCAAAAGAGAAAGAGGACCGAUACGUAGCCAACUACAGGUAUUUGGAGGAUGAAUAUAAGAAGGGUGCACGUGAGGAUGACCCCAUGCCCCCCGUACAACCAUACCACUAUGGUUCCCACUACUCCAACAGUGGGACCGUGUUGCAUUUCCUAGUCCGCAUGCCUCCCUUCACCAAAAUGUUUCUGGCUUAUCAAGACCAGAGCUUUGAUAUUCCCGACCGGACCUUUCACUCCAUGAAGACCACAUGGAGACUGUCCUCUUAUGAGUCCAUGACUGAUGUUAAGGAAUUGAUCCCAGAGUUUUUUUAUCUGCCAGAAUUUCUGGUGAACAGAGAAGGUUUUGACUUUGGAAUUCGUCAGAAUAGUGAGAGAGUGAACCAUGUGAAUCUGCCUCCAUGGGCCAGGAAUGACCCACGACUCUUCGUGCUGAUCCACAGACAGGCUCUUGAGUCUGAGCAGGUGUCUCAGAUGCUCUGCCAGUGGAUAGACCUAGUGUUUGGAAUGAAGCAGAAGGGCAAGGCUGCUAUCCAGGCCAUCAAUGUGUUUCACCCUGCGACAUAUUUUGGAAUGGACGUUUCAGCAGUGGAGGAUCCUGUACAGCGGCGGGCCCUAGAGACCAUGAUCAAGACCUAUGGCCAGACCCCCAGACAGCUGUUCCAAACCCCACACAUUAACCGAGCUGGACAUAAACUCAUAAUUGAGGGAGAGUUGCCUGCUGCCAUGGGCCUACUGGUACAGCUGGCGUUUAGAGAGAGCCGUGAUCCGAACAAGGAUAUUGUCCACCCGAGUCCUUUACCAUGGAUUAAGGGCUUAAAAUGGGGUGAGUAUGUGGGCUCACCUAGUGCUCCUGACCCUGUGGUGUGUUUCAGCCAGCCACACGGAGAGUGCUUUGGCUCACUGUUGGCACUGCCUACCCGAGCCAUCUGUGGCCUCUCCUGCAAGUUCUGCCUAAUGAUGAUCUACAGCAAGGAGCAGGGUGUGAGAAGUAUGCAUAGCACAGAUAUCCAGUGGUCCGCUAUUCUCAGCUGGGGCUACUGUGACAAUACACUGCGACUCAAGAGCAAGCAAAGUGAGCCACCCAUCAAUUAUAUCCAGUGUUCUCCGCUCCAUCAGGUAACAAGUUGUGCCUGGGUGUCUGAUGGUUGUCAGCUGUUUACAGGCAGUAAAUGUGGAGUCAUCACUGCCUACAGCAACCGCUUUGUGGCUUCUGAGAUGGAAGUUGAGUCUCAGGUUCACUUGUAUGGACAUACUGACGAGGUCACAUGUCUUUUUGUCUGCAAACCAUACAGUAUCCUGAUCAGUGUCAGCCAAGAUGGAACAGGCAUCAUAUGGGAUCUCAAUCGCCUGUGCUAUGUGCAGAGUCUCACCGGCCACAAAAGUCCUGUGAAUGCUGUGUCAGCAAGUGAGACAACAGGAGACAUUGCGACUGUCUGUGACUCAGUGGGUGGAGGAAGUGAUUUGCGACUAUGGACAGUAAAUGGUGAUCUGAUUGGUCAUGUCCACUGCCGAGAGAACAUAUGCUCUGUUGCAUUUUCCAACCAGCCAGAGGGGGUCUCAGUUAAUGUGAUUGCAGGAGGUCUACAUAAUGGAGUUGUGAGGCUGUGGAGCACAUGGGACCUGAAGCCAGUGCGAGAAAUAACCUUUCCAAAGUCCAACAAGCCUAUAUUAAGUCUUACUUUCUCAUGUGAUGGACACCACCUGUACACAACGAACACUGAGGGCUUGGUGAUUGCUUGGUGUCGACGGGAUCAGCAGCGCAUGAAGCUUCCUAUGUUUUACUCAUUCUUGAGCACCUAUGCUGCAGGCUGAAAGAGUGGUGACUACACCCAUUUACUGCUCUACAACCUCCAAAACCUCUGGAAACUCUUCACAUUCUUAGAAUGAAAUGAGGCCUGCAUGAACCAUAUUAAAAGACCUGUGCCUCAAGGCAUGAGAAUCCCCGCUUCGGAUAGGGCAUGUGUCCUAAAAGUAAAUGCACUGUAAAAAGAGUGCUGUGUAUUUUUGAAGAUUUAUUUAUUUUUUUCCAUUUAUUUUUUUCCCUCAUGUUCCUUCUUCAUGCUUUGUUUUUUCUUCUACAUGUGUCAUGUAACACAUCUUUUAUUUUACUGGUUUAGUUUUUGGUUGUUGCAGUUGUAUUUGUAGUUUAUUUUUUCUUUUCUUUUUUUAACCACUCCAUGUUAUACAUAUUUGAUUGUCUUUUAUUUUGUGGUUUGACACUGCUUACAAAUCUGGAUCUUUCUGAAAACCCAAAACCCAUUUCCUUUAAAGCUAAUAUAAGCAUAUUUUUCCUAAUGCUCAUGUAUUCGCCCAUUUAUACCAGCAGCUUUGGACUGUAAAUGUCUAGUUAGUGUCUGAGUAUGUUAGCAUACAGAAUUAAUUAUUUUGCUCUUAUGUUGCAGCAAAGUUGAGUGCAUGUGAUGGUAUUAAUUAAGAAUACUGGAGGUGGUAAUCAAGAAAUAUUCCACCUUUCAAAAAAAAAAAUAUUGAAUUCAAAACUGCCAUUUGUGUAGUUUUCUUAAGUCUUAUUGUGACAGCUAGAUGUAGCACUGAAAUACCAGUCAAGGAAAUAAGUAGUCUGUCCCAUUCACUAAUUGCAUCAAGAGUCCAUUUUGGAAAUCAUAUAAUAGCCACGGGGGGCACGGUGGCUUAGUGGUUAGCACGUUCACCUCACACCUCCAGGGUCGGGGUUCGAUUCCCGCCUCCACCUUGUGUGUGUGGAGUUUGCAUGUUCUCCCCGUGCCUCGGGGGUUUCCUCCGGGUACUCCGGUUUCCUCCCCCGGUCCAAAGACAUGCAUGGUAGGUUGAUUGGCAUCUCUGGAAAAUUCUCCCUAGUGUGUGAUUGUGUGAGUGAAUGAGUGUGUGCGCCCUGCGAUGGGUUGGCACUCCGUCCAGGGUGUAUCCUGCCUUGAUGCCCAAUGACGCCUGAGAUAGGCACAGGCUCCCCGUGAUCCAAGGUAGAUCGGAUAAGCGGUAGAAGAUGAAUGAAUAUAAUAGCCACACUGUUAAACCUUAUGUGUUUUGAUAGUGUGAAAAUAACAGUAAUUUGAUUAAAAUAGAUGAUCAUUUAA